AUGUCUCCUCGUCCACAAAUCGUCCCUUCGCCUUCGUCUUCGCCUUCGUCUUCUCCUUCGUCUGCACCUUCGUCGUCCUCCGAAGGGUUCCUCCAAAACACCGCGGCGGUCGCCGCCGUCUCUGCUGUCUUUAGUCUCAUCGGCCUUGUGCUCUUCAUCGCCGUCGUCAUCGAUGUCAUCCGCUGGCUUCGGCGUGCCAAGAAGUCUGGCCGCGAGGUCGCCAAAGCCGCCGUGAAGGCUGCCCGGCCUGCUCCAGCCUUCGCUGGCGGCGACUACCUUCUUGGAAGAGGAGGUCCGCGAGGCGGCACGCUCCCGGUGGCCCCCGGGUACUCGGACAACACUCACGGUGGCACCUCCGCUCGAUCUCCGUUGGCUCGCAGAGGCGGCGCAGCUGGUGAAAACGCUGGUAUUAGUGUUAUGGAGUCGAACAGGACGCGUAGUGUGGGUGGCGCGAACCAGACCGUGCCUUCUAACGUGUUUGCUGUGCCGCGUCCACCGAGGCUGAACCCAUAUCACGACCCUGCGAGUGUCUACGGCCAGCAGACCAUGUAUUUCAGCCAGCGCGGGUUGCUCGAUACCGCGGCAUCGGACGCUACUGGUCUCGGUGCUAGUGGUGCUACAUCCGGAUACUCCCAGGACGGUGGCAACGUCGGACCUUCUGCUCAGGAACAUCAUCCUCCUUCGACCAUAUGGAUUGAGUCGAGGACUCAGCCUCCGCAAGCAAGUGCUGCAGCGCCUACUCCUUCCCCCUCCGACUACACAGACAACCUGUCUAUAUCCUCGUGCACAAUCCCGCCUUCGUAUCACACGCAUUACCCAAACCCGGCACCUCCCUCGUACCUUGCCCCCCCACCUAGUUCAAACUACGGCUCCAUGCAAGAGCCCCGCGCACCACCAUCUGCCUUCAGAGUCAAUAGAGCUCGUUUACGGAUUCCGUCCUCUCGAACAUCGUCCUGGAUCCCCCAAUCAAUUCCUAGGCAGUCGCGUCCGCCCCCGUUGCCCACUACUGGUCGAGAAGGCCGAUUUGCUGACAUUCAAGAACGAGAAGGAAUGCAGCGAGCUAGCCAGGCAGUAGAUGGCGGCGUUCGUCUAGCCGGUGGGGCUUCGGACACUGUCAGGGUCGUAGGAGACGAGUGGGAUUAUCAUAUCAGUGGGCUUGAUGUGAUGCUGCUUCCGGACUACGGCGAAGAUUUUCAAAGAGGCUGUUCACAAGGGCACAACUCGAGUCAUUCCAACUUUGAGGCCGCGCGGCUGAGUGAGUCCGUUAUUGACACAGCGGAUCGCGUUGCGGGAACAGAUGACGUCCAAGAGUUUCUCGACGAGUUCCUUCCCUAUGAUGUUCCUCAGAAACGCAAACUCAGGACUCCCAAACGACCCAAGGUUAAACUCGCCAACCACCCGUUCCGCACUCUCGAGAAAGCCGACUUGAUGUCUGAGGACAAAGUGGUUAGGCUAUUCGCUGCUGCUGUCAAGGAACACAAUCUCGCCCCUGGCUUAGGCAUGGCUCGCUGCCAGCACAAGCCUGACAAGUCACCGAAGAGGAGGCGACGAAAGGGAGAGGAGCCGGCGGAGCCUCCGAAGGUUGACACACUGCGGCAGAAGGUCGACGCCGCAUUCUAUCGCGCUGGUCUCGUUCCGAAGGAUCAACGACCUCAUUGGGCUGACCAGAUUGUUCCCGUGGAGUUUAAGAGUGGCCAGCGUGGUAGCGCCGCGGACCCUUUUGCAUCCAACGCGGACCACGAUGCUCAGGGGCAAGCGCAGGACGCAGUGGCUUUCGACGAGCAAGACGACGAAGACGUCCCAGAGCUUGAGGAGCUUGAGGAGGAUGAAGACGAGGAUGAAGAAGAAGACGAGGAUUCCGAGUCGGACGAGGACGAGGACGAUGACACGGUGGAGGGUGAGGCUCAGACGGCAAAGCAGCCUGCACCUCAGGACACUCCUGCCAAGGACCCUGGCGAGCUUGAGCCACCCGACCCUGGAUCAGAAGGACCUCAACUCGUCUUUGACUAUGUCCGGAAGAUGUUCGCAGAGUCCAUUGUCGAUCCGCGGUGGCCACGAUACAAGUUGAGCGUAGGCGAGGGCACUGUAGUUAAGGAGGUGGGAAUGCCACUCAAGAAGUUUCAGACGGCAAUUCAACUCGUGAGUUUGCUCCUGGAUUGUCUCGUCACGCAUGAAUCAGUGGCUACACACCCUGACCUUCGCAUCCUCCAUCGGGAUAUCAGCGAUAGUAACAUCGUCAUCGUGCCAAAGGUCCUUCCAUUUGGGGCAAAGAACAUCAGUGGGCGCACUCUCAACUGGACUGGGAUUUUGACAGAUUGGGAGAUGUCAAAACCCAUUGACCUUGACUCUCCGGAUGCUCAUGCUGCACGCCAACCUCAUCGAUCGCGCAAGGACACGAUCAUUACCAAAGGGAAGCUCUCGUAUUACGUGCCGAGGAGGGGGCUCGUGAAGAUCACCUUCAACGGAACUCCUCUAGACAAGCUACUGCACGAAUGCCUCACCUCAUUCGCUGCGUAUUACAAGGUCAUGGAAUAUGAUACUCGAGAUGCAGCCCAUUCCGAGUCCCCACCACCUGAAGUGGACACAGAAGAGCCCGUACUGAUCGUCAACGGUGUUCCUCUAGUUUAUACGCUCGGAAAGCACGGCAUGUUGGAUGACGAUGCUGGCAGCGCAGAGUCCCGGUCAGCGCCAGUUAGUCCUCGAUCUGACUCUUCAGCAGGGUCUGCAGGCUCAAAGCCCGAGAAGCCAACCAAGGAAGAAAGGGAUCAGGCUGAGAAUGUCUGGGAGCACCGCUGGAUGCGUCAAACCUUUCUGAAAUAUAUGCACCAGGCCGGAUGGGCGACGGUACACAGGGUCAAGGACCGUGUACCCAAGAACUGGACAUCUCCUCAUUCGCCUAUACCUGUCGAUUUGUCUCCUGGUCAACUGGAUAACGACGUGGCAUAG
This is a messenger RNA of Dichomitus squalens LYAD-421 SS1, 2946 nucleotides long. RefSeq lists its product as uncharacterized. The transcript is spliced from 13 exons. Lineage: Eukaryota; Fungi; Basidiomycota; Agaricomycetes; Polyporales; Polyporaceae. Bases 1 to 2946 code for a protein of 981 amino acids. The record is from RefSeq and is a predicted model, not a curated record.